UUAAGCCUGGAGCGCGAGUUCCAGGUGUCCUCCAGCUACCUCCACGCAGUACCUGACGCCAUGGCAUUGCGCGUUUCUGAGCUCCCAAAAGUCCCCAAGCUGACGUACCUCGAACAUCGGACUUGAACAGCUUCACCACCUCUGACGAACAACACCACGACAGCAUCAGCGUACGAAUCUGUCUCGAGAACCCCGUAAUCGCCUAGUACAACAUCGAAGCCUUUCCUCCGAACCUCUGCCUAGCCCUGCGAAACCCCGCGAUCCCUUCCAGCUCCCACCCAUACCACAACAACACAACAGAACCCAAGAAACAUACAUCAUGGACUUUGCUCCCUACCAAUCCUCCCCGCCGGAGCGCGAACGAGCCCUCUCCCCGCCCCUCGCGUCGCCGCGCGCCUCGGCCGACAUUCGAAGACCCUUUUCGCCGUACGGCCAGCCGUCGCCCCCGCCCUUGCAACACCCACAACCGCAGCGCGGAUGGCAGCCGAACCUGCCAGGGUCCUAUCCCACGGCGGACGCACACCGGGAGGGCGUAAGCGAGUUCGAUACGAGCCUAGGGAUCAGGCUGGAUUACGAGGCUGCGCUGGCGUAUUUGGCGUUUCCGCCGUUGGGUGCGAUAUUAUUGUUGAUUGGGGAGCGGAAUAGUGAUUAUGUGAGAUUUCAUGCAUGGCAGUCGGCACUGCUGUUCACGGCCGUCAUGAUCUUUCACCUGGUGUUCCUCUCAUGGUCCAAGUUCCUGAGCUGGUUCUUCUUCAUCGGCGACCUAUUUGUCAUGGUGUGGUUGGCGUUGAAGGCGUACCAAGAUGCGGAUACGCUAGAUAGAUUCGAGGUUCCCGUACUUGGCGCGCUGGCCAGCCGGAUUCUUGACGACGAAUGAACUUUGACGACUCGACGAGAAGCUUGAGGGAAAGGAAUUACUGUGUUGUAAGAUGGCGAGGGAAGUGCCUUGAUGACUUAUUGUUGUGCAUAUCAUAUACCCUUUUAAUCAGUCGGAGAGAGAGAAGCAUCUCGACCUAGGCCAGCUGGUCUUCUUGUCUCAUAGAUGUACAAUGUUGUCUGUAUGAAUGACAAGAGAAUUGAGUCAGGAGUGUCA
Molecule: messenger RNA, 1093 nt
Organism: Colletotrichum scovillei
Lineage: Eukaryota; Fungi; Ascomycota; Sordariomycetes; Glomerellales; Glomerellaceae
Exons: 3
Coding region: 320-877 (185 amino acids)
Source: RefSeq, a predicted model, not a curated record